Molecule: messenger RNA, 135 nt
Organism: Funneliformis caledonium
Lineage: Eukaryota; Fungi; Glomeromycota; Glomeromycetes; Glomerales; Glomeraceae
Source: the annotation of a GenBank genome assembly
AUGUUAAUAUUCGGAUUUGCUGCUAAAACUUUAAUUGUUGCUUAUGCUACUUUAGCUUUAGCUUUAAAUCACACGUUGAUCCUUCAAUGUACUGAUAUGCACGAAGUUGCAAGACAUUUUGAAGAAUUAUCAUGA